UGUGGUGCUGUGCUCCCUGAGCUGAGGGGGAGCCGGUGUUUAAUGUGGGGCAGCGACUGCAGCACAGACAGGAGGAGGAGGAGCAGUGCCGGAGAGCCACCGGGAAACCAGUCAGAAGUUUGUCCUGACGACUCCGAUCACAAAAGAUAUUCCGCUGUGGAGGAAGAAGAGUGUCACAAAUAGUAGGAACCGUAACAUAUCGUUGUAACUCCCACACAAGUCUCCGAUAUCAGUAGUCUGACCCCAAACGGAUUCUGACUUGCACUAUAUCAGAAGGGUGACCAGCAGUGUUGAAGUACUUGAAGGAUUCUUAUUUGAAAACCCAACAAAGAAUCUGUUGUCUAUGCAGCAACCUCUAUCAACUGAAUAUGGAGCACCUCUGCAGAACAGCAGUACUGCUCCAGAACUUUACCAGCAAGUGCCCAAUAAAGCAUCACGUCCACCCAUCACUGGACCGUGUGACUUCACCUACUACCAGAAUAACUACCAAGCGUCUGGCCAGAACAUGGUUACACCUUCCCUGUGUCCGUCAUCAUUGGGUACUUCUCAAGGAUCUAGUCAGAUGUAUACCACACUUCCAUUGGCUCCUUCAUCAAUUAGUCCUCCGGGUCCUCACCAGACCAUUAUCAGACCUCCCUUAAGUUCUCCUCAGCAAACAAAUUACUCUACGGGUGGACAAUAUCCUCGCCAAGUUCCCUAUAAUGUACCUUCUCAGGGAGUUGCUCUUCAUUCUGCUCCUAUUGCUAAGAAUGCUUAUCCUGGAUUAUCUUAUAAUGCCAUGCCAUCUUUCAGUAGCCAUUAUAAUGUCCCUUUAACUUCACAGACUAUUCACCCCACAACCAACCAGCCUCUCCUCCCCGCUACCAACCAGCCUCUCCUCCCCGCUACCAACCAGCCUCUCCUCCCCGCUACCAACCAGCCUCUCCUCCCCGCUACCAACCAGCCUCUCCUCCCCGCUACCAACCAGCCUCUCCUCCCCGCUACCAACCAGCCUCUCCUCCCCGCUACCAACCAGCCUCUCCUCCCCGCUACCAACCAGCCUCUCCUCCCCGCUACCAACCAGCCUCUCCUCCCCGCUACCAACCAGCCUCUCCUCCCCGCUACCAACCAGCCUCUCCUCCCCGCUACCAACCAGCCUCUCCUCCCCGCUACCAACCAGCCUCUCCACCCCGCUACCAACCAGCCUUUUUUCCUUGCUACCAACCAGCCUCUCCACCCCACUACCAACCAGCCGAUAGUUGGUAUCUUGCCCAGUCAUGUGAAACCACUGCCAGAAACUGGACCAAGACAAACGCAAACAUCUUUUCGGCCAGUUUCUGUUGGAAGUACUGCUGCAUCAUGGCAAUCCCCAUCUGUAGGAUCAACAACAACGCCAACCACUCUGAUUGCCAAACCUUCUGCGAACAGUCAAACAAACAAAGGUUCGAUAUCCCAUCACAUCAACCAAAGUUAUCAGCUUGGCAGACCAAAUGUAGGACAGUUUCCACCAGUUGGGACUCCUCUUGCAAGACAUCCACCUACUUCAGUUGGUCCACCUGUAUCUGCCUCUGCACCACCAGCUUCUGCAUCAGAGGCACAAGAAGGCAUGCACUAUGGAUAUGUUGCUAAUAAUCAAGUUAAUUCAGCACCAAGUCCCUUGUCAUCAACUUCAGAUGAUGAGGAUGAUGAUGAUGAAGCAGGUGUGGAUGACUCCUCUUCCUCUACAUCCACUAACACUUCACUUCCCAAUAACUAUGAUACUUUGGAAGGCGGAGGAUACCAAGAUACACCAGCUUCAACCACUGCGGCCUCUUUUCCUCCUGACCCACAUACAUUAAAGACUACUAAGCCAUUUGGCUAUACAUAUCCAACACUUCAGACUGGCUACCAGAAUGUGGCUACUGUUACGCAGCCCACUGGUCCAGGGUAUCCUCCAGCCCCCCAGCAGUUUCCUCAGACUUAUCCUGGUGUUAAACAGCUUUUACCAGCAAUGGAGGGUCUUGGAUUGCAGAAUAACCAGCAGGCAGAAGCUCUGAAGCUUGUGAGUCUGCUUCAAGAUAGGAAUAUUCUUCCACCCGUUCCACUCCAGAGCCCUCAACCCAAUUUAAGUCCAGAACUGAGAAAAGUUAACUGCAGCCCUGACUUAUUCCGAUGCACCUUAACAAACAUCCCUCAGACCCAAAAUUUGUUGAACAAAGCAAAGCUUCCUCUUGGGUUAUUGCUGCAUCCCUUCAGAGACUUGACGCAUUUGCCUGUGAUUACGUCCAGUACCAUUGUGAGAUGCCGAACCUGCAGAACGUACAUUAACCCAUUUGUAUCCUUCCUUGAUCAAAGGAGGUGGAAGUGCAACCUAUGCUAUAGAGUCAAUGAUGUACCUGAAGAAUUUAUGUAUAAUCCUUUGACGCGUUCCUAUGGGGAGCCACACAAACGACCAGAGGUUCAAAAUGCAACAGUAGAGUUCAUUGCUUCUUCAGACUACAUGUUGCGACCUCCUCAGCCUGCUGUCUACCUCUUUGUUUUUGACGUCUCCCAUAAUGCGGUGGAAUCAGGAUAUCUGAACAUUUUCUGUCAGUCACUGUUAGAAAACUUGGAUAAGUUACCUGGAGAUUCAAGGACCAGGAUAGGAUUUAUUACAUUUGACAGCAGAGUUCACUUCUUCAACUUACAAGAAGGGUUGUCACAGCCUCAAAUGCUGAUUGUGUCAGAUAUUGAAGAAAUCUUUAUACCUACUCCAGACAGUUUGCUGGUAAAUCUACAUGAAAGUAAGGAGCUUGUUGUAGACUUACUGAAAACACUACCAAAAAUGUUCACAAACACAAGAGAGACCCACAGCGCGCUUGGCCCUGCUCUACAGGCUGCAUUUAAACUUAUGUCUGCGACAGGAGGACGUAUCUCUGUGUUCCAGACACUACUACCAUCUAUAGGUGCCGGGUGUCUGCACUCCAGGGAAGAUCCCAACCAGAGAUCCAGCACAAAGGGGGUGCAGCACCUUGGCCCAGCCACAGACUUUUAUAAAAAGCUUGCUCUGGACUGUUCCGGCCAGCAGGUCGCAGUGGAUCUGUUUCUACUCAGUGGACAAUAUGCCGAUCUAGCCUCAUUAGCGUGCAUGUCAAAAUAUUCUGCUGGAUCCAUCUUCCAUUAUCCCUCAUUCCAUCACAUUCACAAUCCUGCCCAAGUGGAGAAGUUUCAGAAGGAUAUCAAGCGCUAUCUCACUAGAAAAAUUGGUUUUGAGGCUGUCAUGAGGAUACGUUGUACGAAAGGUCUUUCCAUUCACACUUUCCAUGGAAAUUUCUUCGUACGUUCUACUGAUUUGCUGUCGCUCGCUAAUGUCAAUCCUGAUUCAGGAUUUGCAGUACAGAUGUCUAUCGAAGAAAGUCUGGUCGACACAUCCAUUGUAUGUUUUCAGGCAGCCUUGCUUUACACUUCAAGCAAAGGUGAGCGUCGUAUUCGAGUGCACACGUUGUGUUUACCUGUUGUGAGCUCCACGGCUGACGUUUAUGCUGGAGCAGAUAUCCAGGCGAUCAUUUGCCUUCUGGCAACCAUGGCUGUUGAUCGAUCUAUUUCAUCAAGUCUACCCGAUGCUAGGGACGCCUUGAUAAAUGCUGCGAUAGAUUCUUUAUCUGCCUACCAUUCAACCGUCUCUAACCUCCAACAAUCUGUAUUAGUGGCUCCGUACUGCCUCAGGCUGUUCGCCCUCUAUGUUCUGGCUCUUCUGAAGCAGAAAGCGUUCAGAACUGGCACCAGCACUCGUUUGGAUGAACGGGUAUUUGCCAUGUGUGAGAUGAAGAUUCAGCCACUGGUUCAUCUGAUGCUCAUGAUUCAUCCCUGCUUGUACAGAAUAGACAAUCUAUCUGAUGAGGGUUCCAUCAACGUCAGCGACAGAACCAUUCCCCAGCCACCUAUUAUACAACUUUCUGCAGAAAAACUGUCACGGGAAGGUGCUUACUUGAUGGAUUGUGGUUUUGCUUUGUAUCUCUGGAUCGGAAAGAGUUGCUCCGCAAACUUUAUAAGUGAAGUGCUUGGCUUUUCGAACUACUCUUCAGUACCACAAAACAUGACUCAGCUGCCAGAAUUGAACACAGCUUUAUCUCAAAGAACAAUAAAUUUUAUUUCCUGGCUUCGAGAAAACAGACCGCUCUUUCCAAUUCUUUAUAUUGUGAAGGAUGAGAGUCCAUCCAAAGCAAACUUUUUACAGAACUUGGUGGAAGACAGAACUGAAUCUGCAUUAUCAUAUUAUGAGUUUCUUCUUCAUAUUCAGCAGCAAAUCUCCAAAUAAAAGUUGUCGUUUCAGUGAGUUGAAACUGCUCAGUGAUCUCGUUUUGGGAAGGGAAGGGUGGGAAACAGUACUGUCAUCCGAAGCAGUCAUGUUUACCUUGGAGGAUAAAUUUUAUGUUACGAUAUGAGAUGAAUAACUUAACAGUGUUUCAGUCCUGAUGGAGGUUUUCACAUCAUUGAUAGAAAUAUCACAAAAAAGUUGGUCAAUGAAACUUAGUAACCUUGCAGAAUCAAUUCUUGGAAGUUACUACACUGUAAUGUUAUGUGUUUCUGCUCUGUGUGACUGUGAAGAUGUAAAUGCCAUUGUAUUUAUAUAUUAAUGGCAUUGAAGAACGGGCUGAAAUGUUUACAUCUAGAUAGAGCAGGAGUUGUAGAGGCCUUGCUCCUUACUACAAAUAGAAUGGAUUUAUUUAUUACCUUGUACAAGCCCUAUUUCUUCUACAAAAUUUCAUAAAGCAGCUUGAUCUAAAUUAAUUUUGCUAUGUGUAAAGUAUCAGUGUAACGUUUUGAUUUUCACUGGUAUUGGCAGUGGUAGAGGUGGUGAUUAUAUGUGCUUAGACAGUUAGGAAUUUUUACUGGAUUGUUGUAAUCAAAUGCAGACUACGGUCGAUUUACAGAAUAAGAUCACUUGCAGGAGGAUCGUUGAAUGUGGUUUAGAGAUGCACAUUAUAAAAUACAAUGUGUACAUAGAAAACUUAACAAACUUUGUAAAGUAAUGUACAAAAGGUAUCUACCUAAAUUUAGGUUUCAUUGAAAAACAAGUGAAUGAGUGAACUGUAUGGGACAGUGUUGAAUGUUAAUAUGAAUAAAUUCCUCCUGCCUGAGUCAGGCCGUGUGAGACUGCUGAGAGGACCUGAAUGCAGGUAUUUCUGUGCCAUUCUUCCAGUUCAACUGGCAAAGACUCGCCUGCAUUAAAAAGAAAGUUUCCUUUGUAAUUCUGUUUUUGCUUCUUUUAUGUGGAAUUAAUUUAUGACUGGCUAUUGAUUAAAAUAAUUCUGUUUGAUUAUUUUUAAAACAAAAAAAAUGUUGGUAUAAUCUGUGUAUACUUGUUUAAUCUUAUAAAACCAUAUUUGUCUGCCUAGAGCUAGUCAAAUGGAUAGGCCAUAUAUUAAGUGUACAUCAAAUGCCCACAAUAAACGUCACAUGACAAUGGGUGACCAUUUUAAAGGAAGAACUAAACUGUAAACCGCUAGGAAGCAGAAACAUUGAACACCUGCAACACAGUUGUAGCUGAAUAAAUGUACAGAUUCCAACAUGAGGUUCAGUAUAUUUACAUACUGAUUAAUUCCUUGAACCUCUAGAAUCUGUAAUCAGUACUAUUUUCUACCACCAUUAAUUUGCAAAAUAUCAGGUGGUAUUCAAUUCAUCCUGGGACAUAAAGUUCAUUGCUGAAUUAGCGAGAUCUAAUAAAAGUGCACAUGAGAGAAUGGCCUCUUGUAUCCAACUGAGACUUCAGGACUGGGAGCAGGCAGACAGCAAGUGAGGAGCAAGUCUUAAGAAAUAGGGAGCUUAUGUGAUGCCCAAACCCCAGCAAUCCCCAUAGCCUGUGGAGUCUGUUUGUGUGUUGAAUCUGGAGAACCUUGGUGAGAAUUGAAUCUGGGAAAUUAAUGGAGAGGAGCCAGUUCAAGAUAAGGUAUUUAGCCAGUUUCUGAUUGGAAGCAAUUCAAGAUGGUAGUUUGUGAAUUAGCAAAUGGAGGCAGGGGAAGGCCGCGUAAGAGUUUUGAAUUGGCUCAGAUUGUAUUGGUUGGAGGGAUAAAUACACCAGUCCAGUCAAGAUAAAGAUCUAUGAUUGUUAGUGAAGAAAUAGUGAAUCCCGUGGCUUGUAUGUGGUUAAAAUAAAGUCUUGUCAAAUUGACAAAAUAUUUUAA
Messenger RNA from Callorhinchus milii (elephant shark), 6122 nucleotides. Its product is annotated as protein transport protein Sec24A. Gene Ontology annotation, biological process: endoplasmic reticulum to Golgi vesicle-mediated transport; intracellular protein transport; COPII-coated vesicle cargo loading. The transcript has 26 exons. Gene Ontology annotation, cellular component: endoplasmic reticulum exit site; COPII vesicle coat. The coding region runs from base 344 to 4255 and encodes 1303 amino acids. The record is from RefSeq and is a predicted model, not a curated record. NCBI's taxonomy places the organism in Eukaryota, Metazoa, Chordata, Chondrichthyes, Chimaeriformes, Callorhinchidae. Gene Ontology annotation, molecular function: SNARE binding; zinc ion binding.